GCUGUACCUUAUUUUUGAAAAUUAUUUAUUUUUGAAAAUUUCCCACAAUGUGUUUUUUUACUGACAUAUUUUAAACUGGACAAGGUAAAAGCUUCCCAUGCCGUUUGUGACUUUGGAUGUACACGUGUGAUGUGUGGGAGGAGGCAAGGUGCUUAAAUAAGCGGUACCCACGGAUCACUCUGUAACUCGAGAGGUGGGCUAUAAAUACCCCCUAACCUUUCCUGUGUAUGUCUGUUUGUAUGCGUUUGCUUGAAGCUUGGUACAUGCUGGUCCGACUGAGGACAAUAAAGCUUUGGGCAGGGAGCCUGCUUGCUUCACCGCCAUCAGUCUAAACUUUAGCAGUUGUUUUUAAAGCUGCCUGGAAAUGCAGAAGAUUGUAGUCUGUUUUGAUUUACAUCGUCCUACAGCUAUAGUUACCUUCGUUACGUUUUAGGAAAAACAUGCCAAAGCUAAAAAGCAUUUUUUUUGCAUUCGAGUGCCUUCCUGUCGUUGGACUUCAACAGGUCUCUCAGAUUUCCACAGUUCCAGCAGUAGCCCCUCUUUCCAACCCAUUCGCAGUCAGAUCCCCAUACCCACUGCACAUGUCAUGCCCUCCACGGCCGGCGCCCCGGCCUCAAAGCCCCAGCCGUUUGGCCCGGAGGACUCUUUGUCCUCAACCGAGGGCCACAGGUCUUCCUCUAGCUCAAGAACUCCAAGUGGUUCCACAUCAAAGUCUUCUUCCCUCUCCAAAUCAGCCUCGUCCCCCAACUUGGAUGCUCAGGACGGUGUAGGAGGUGAUCUCGCUACACCAAAGCCAGACUGCCUGAGCCGCUAUCGGAGCCUCGUCAAUGGGUUGGACCACUCGCUCUUCCCCACAGAUCAGACGCGGGUGGACGAUGGCCAGAGGUUUGACACUCCUGCUGUGGAACCUACACUAAACCAGUCAGCCUUGCUGGGAGGCUUGUGUCCUGAUGUAAGGCUCAGAUUACAGACGACUGGGAUUAGAGACACUCCAGACUGUAUGUCUGAGGUCUACAGAGCAGGUCUGGACCACAGUUACAAGGUUUUGCCUGAAGCGAGAGCUGGCCUAUCUGGUACAGCUGAGGCCUCUAAUCAGAGGGGUGGGCAGCCUGGUGCAGCCGGAUCUGCUGGAGUUUAUGCAAACCCUCUCAGUUUGCAGACCCAGGCUCUGCUCAGAGAACAUGCUGGCCCCAAGGGUUACGAUCCUUUGCGGCAGGACAGAUGUAGUGAACUCUCCAGCUGGCAGCAUAAACAGCAACUAGACAGUCUACGCCUCCAAAUGGAACAAAUGCAGUUAAUGAAUGCUGGAGUGGGUCAGUAUCCAUCUUUGUACUCAUCACCGCUUCACUCAGACUCGGGCAAGUGGGAUGCUCUGGUCAAAGCCAGCGAGAGUCUGCUAAAAGAGAAGGAGCUUAUUAUUGAGAGACAAAAGCAGCACAUGACCCAGCUGGAACAGCGCCUGAGGGAAAGCGAGUUGCAGGUCCACGGAGCCCUCCUUGGCCGAGGAGCAUCUUUUGGGGACAUGUGUAUGUUGCGUCUCCAGGAGGCUCAGAGGGAGAAUGCAUUCCUGAGGGCACAGUUUACUGAGCGCACUGACUGCGUUGCCCUGGAGAAAGCAGAGGCAGAACGCAGGCUGGGGGCCGUCGAGGCUGAGACACGGCGGAUCACAGAGAGUUUGAAGGAAGCCUGCGAGAGGCAUGCUGAGGAGAUGAAGAAACAGGAAGAGAGGAUACGCAGUCGGGACAAGCACAUCAACAACCUAAAGAAGAAAUGUCAAAAGGAAGCCGAGCUGAAGAGGGAGAACCAGCAGCGUAUUGAAACUCUGGAGCGCUACCUUGCUGACCUGCCAACCAUGGAGGACUACCAGAGACAGAAUAAGCAGCUCUUAGAAGCUGAAGAGCAGGCUGACCAGCUACAAGGGAAAGUAAGAGACCUGGAAGCCAGCCUGGAGACGAUGCGCUCCCAACUGCGGGACAAAGACACGCAGCUGGAGGAGCAAAAACGCAGGGAGAGAGACCUACUGACGACCAUUACUGAUAUGCAACAGCGGGUGAAACAAGGCCUUGAGGAUGGAGCCAGACUGCCCUGUUUGGAUAUUGAGAAACUCAGAGGGGAGAACAGUUCUUUAAGAGAGGAGCAGCAGAGACUCAAAAAGGUUAUUGAGAAGCAACAUCGAAUGAUGGAACAGCUUGGCUCCCAGAUUCAGGCGUUGGAGGCUCAAAUAUCUCAGGAAGACAGCAGCUCUCAGGCUCUCAGAGAGGAGGUGUUGGCCAAAGAGCAGAAUGUGCUGGAGCUCCACACAGCCAUGAAAGAGCUGUCGGCCCAGAACCAGGAACUGAUGGAGCAGAAUCUGACGCUGCAGGAGCGGAUGAACGAUCCGGAGCAGAGAAGCAGCAACCAGGCCUCUUCUCUGCUACAGCCAGCAGGAGCUCAUCUCACACAAAGACUGCACUUGGAGAUUGCUUCCUGCCUCAGCGACCUGCGCUCCCUGUGCAGCAUUCUGACCCAGCGAGCCCAAGGACAAAACCCCAACCUCUCUCUGCUGCUUGGUCUCACUGCACCACCAGCAGUGGCACAGCAGAAUGAAGACUGGAUGGAUCCUGACGUACUGCAGAAGAAGUUGGCUGAAGCCCAACAGCUCCGUCGUGAUGUUGAGGAACUGCGCACUGUUAUACUGGACCGUUAUGCACAGGACAUGGGAGAAAACUGCAUAACUCAAUAACCUUGACGGAGGAACCUUGCAGUAGCCCCUUUUUGCCUCUGCAGCAUCUCACGGGCUCAGCUUUCAUGCCUAGUUGCUGCCGGAAAGAGGACUGGAAUUUAAUUUUAUUACAAUGAGGACAAAGGAAAACCCAAAUGGUUUAGCUUCUGCUUCCCUCAACUGACUUAACUUUCAGUUUCAAGCCUGCCUGUAGCUCAAAACCCUCCCCUGCCCUCGGUGAGUUCAUCUAUUUCAGUCCAAGGGCUAACAAAAAAUAACUUGCCUCUAAUACUUGAUCCUUUUAAGCGUUGGUUGUGUUUUUAAUGACGACAUGAUGCUGUAAGUUAACAGUCUUAUACUUUCUGUUCCACUCUCGUGGGUAUAUUGUUACGUAGACGUACCACAGUUAUAAUUUAUUUAAAAUUUGAUUUCCCUCUUUUGGGGAAUUGCCCUUAAGUGGUUGACAAUCAACUGAGAAUAUUUUGACCUGUGCUUUUAACUGACUGCAAAGAAAAAAGUAACUAAUGCGCCAUUAUUUCAAAUGGUGAACUGUAAUAUCAGACUCAGCUGUGACCUAUAGGACAUAACAACUGAACGGUUUAAUACCAAAUCAGCUUCUCACACCAACAAGCCUACAACACCUCUUAAUACCAAAGAAACUCUGGUCAAAGUUGUUGUGCAACUGUGUGUGAAUGUUUGUGAACACACAUCUGUGCUGCAGGCAUCGUUCUGAUUGAACACCAGCAUGUGCCUUUGUCACAUUUCUAACUACAAUGCUAAUUCCUUUUAGACCAACCAGAAGGGCUGUUUGCAGCUGAUUCUUCCAAAAUGACAUUUCUCUGUUUUAUCAACCAAUAGGAUAGUCAAUACAUUCCCUGACUCUGAAUGUAGGAUAUUGUGGGCAACAUCACAAAGCUUGAUGAGGCCCUGAGACUUCUUUUUUUUUGUUGUUUUUUUGUUACUGGUAGAUGAAUGCAUUCAAGUGAAACUAAUAUGUCAGAGUGAGCUAUGCAUAAUUUGCUCAGCGGAUAUUUCAUUUCAUGUUGAUUAUGGCUGGCUCGCAUUUGAUAGAGUGGUUAAAUGAUAAAGGUAUGACUGACAAACAGUAUUAACUUUCAGUAUUAUAUAUUUUUUUGUUUGCAUUGACAACUCGGUGUGACAGCUUUCAGGGUCUACUGUGUUGCUGUAAUAACGUGCUAAUGUGUUUAGAAAACAUCCACAAUGUGUAAAGGUCCCAUGGAGUGUAUAUUACAUAGCAUAUGUUUUUGUUUUUUUUCCCUCUGUGGUUUGUUGUGGUGUGUUCGUUUCUUUUUUUUUUUUUAAUCCCAUGUGAUGAUGAUUGUAAGGGCUGGCUGGAUCACCCCUCAAUCAAUCACAAAGUACCAGAAGGAAUUUUUCUUUAUUUGUUCAGUGUGCAGGAAAAGCCAUUUGGAAAAACUUGUCACUUUAUCUGAAAGGGAUUUUUACGUAAAAAAUAUGCAACAAAGAAUUUACUUUUACUUUUUUUUUUGGACAACAGUAAUACAGAACAACUCUCCCAGGGACACUCAAGCCAUAUUUCAUUUCAUGGGACCUUUUAAUCUUCAGUAGCACAAGAUUUGACUUUAGAAAGUCAGACACUGCAUGCCUUAACAUCUCAAAUGUUUGCAAAAGGGAAAAAAAGAUGUUUAUAUUUUCAUACUUUUGUUCUUGUUUGUAUUGCAUAUUUUAGAAAUAAAGAUUUUCCAGAUUUUGGUUUUCAA
Cololabis saira (Pacific saury) is the source of this 4443-nucleotide messenger RNA. It is a transcript of the gene cep85, whose product is annotated as centrosomal protein 85. Gene Ontology annotation, cellular component: centrosome. NCBI's taxonomy places the organism in Eukaryota, Metazoa, Chordata, Actinopteri, Beloniformes, Belonidae. The transcript has 12 exons. The coding region runs from base 587 to 2722 and encodes 711 amino acids. The record is from RefSeq and is a predicted model, not a curated record.